This is a messenger RNA of Eurytemora carolleeae, 1697 nucleotides long. Its product is annotated as iduronate 2-sulfatase. The coding region runs from base 629 to 1678 and encodes 349 amino acids. The transcript has 15 exons. NCBI's taxonomy places the organism in Eukaryota, Metazoa, Arthropoda, Copepoda, Calanoida, Temoridae. Gene Ontology annotation, molecular function: sulfuric ester hydrolase activity. The record is from RefSeq and is a predicted model, not a curated record.
AUCAAUUCAAAAUAAAUCAAAAUAAAUCAAAAUGAGAAAGUAUAAAAUAAAACUUCAAGAAUAGCAGACAUUAUUUUUGAUGGUUUGACAAAAAUAUAUUUUUUUUAAGGAGGAAUAAAUUAAUUUUGAGAUUAGCAAUCAUUAAAACUCAAGAUAGGAGAAUCCAAGUCAACUUGACCAAUUAUUUCACCAACUUACUUUUAAAAUACAGUACAUAUUAUGGUACAUAAAAGCAGAAACGAACAAUUGAAUACUGCUAAUAUAAAACUUGUUUUGAAAUGAAUUGUACUGCACAAGUGUUCUUAAAGUGUGUAUUAUAUUGUACAACUUGAAUUGAUGUACAGUGCUUGAAUUAAUGUACUGUACUUGAAUUGAUGUACUGUACUUGACUUGAUGAAUUUUCCCCUAAUUUAUGUACUUUACUUGAAUUAAUGUAUUGUACUUGUCUUGAUGUACUGUACUUGAAUUGAUGUACUGUACUUGAAUUGAUGUAUUGUACUUAAAUUGAUGUACUGUACUUGAAUUGAUGUACUGUACUUGAAUUGAUGUAUUAUACUUAAAUUGUUGUAUACUGUAGGGAGCUCUAGAAAGUAGUAAAGAAUUCUCCUGGCGGGCUGUAACUCCAGAAAUGGAGAUUGAGUUUCCUCUGCAAGAUGUUGCUAUUACAGUUGCUGCAGUUGAAGUACUAGAGGAACUAGCAGACCAGUCUUUACAAGGAGAGAAGCCAUUUUUCAUUGGUCUUGGAUAUCAUCGACCUCAUCUACCGUUUGUUUUCCCGGAGGAGUUUCUAAACCUUUAUCCUACAGAAGAUAUCAGUCUUCCUUCAAACAGAUAUGUUACUGAAAAUCUUCCAGAAUUAGCCUGGAGCACUUACCAGGAGAUCAGACAAUAUGAUGACACAUCAAAUGAAGGUCUUGGACUGCAGAAUCUUGGAGAUUUCAAUACAACUUUUCCAGAUGCGAAAACAUUGGAGCUCAGGAGAGCAUAUUACGCAUCUGUUUCCUAUAUUGACAGAGAGGUUGGGAUUGUCCUGCGAACCCUUGAGGGACUUGGUCUGGCUGAGAACACGAUUGUUGUGUUGUGGGGGGACCAUGGUUGGAGUCUAGGAGAGAACAGUGAAUGGAGUAAAAUAACAAAUUUUGAGAUUGCAAACAGGAUUCCAUUUAUCCUCAGGGUUCCAGGGGUUACAGAUGAUGGUUUAACCACUGACCAACUAGUUGAAUCUGUUGAUAUAUUUCCUACAAUCCUACAAGCUGCAGGGUUUCCAGCUCCCCCACUGUGUCCAGAGGAGUCAGGCUCUAUCGAACUAUGCAGAGAAGGACGUAGCUUGCUUCCUCUUCUCCAGGAGCAGAAAAAUACUCAGUGGAAGAAGUCCGUAUUUUGGCAAUUUCCGAGAGGUGAAAUUUGGAGUACAUCUGUGUACAAAUGUAUGGGUUAUACAAUAUUAACAGCUCUGGAAGACGGGAGAAGGAUGAGGUAUACGGUAUGGGCUGGAACUACUCCGGAUGGGGAGCAUAGCUGGACUCCGGACUGGAUAAAUCUCUGUGAUCAUGAUGAACUCUACGAUCUCACCGAUGAUCCCCAAGAGACCGUCAACAGGUACUCUGAUCCUGAGUAUGCGGAUUUAAAAACAAGUUUAUAUGAGAAGCUGAGAGCAGGAUGGAGAGCUGAAAUGUAGAAUAUAAUUUCUGAGUUUA